UCUACUACGAAUCAUAACGCAAAAAAAUUUCUACAGAAUGGCGGACUCAGAACUGGAAGCGAUUCGAGCGAGACGAAUGGCUGAGCUACAACAACAGCAGGGCAAAGGGGGAGGAGGGGGUGAAGCUGAUCAGAGAGCCAAGGAGCAAGAGAUGAAAAAUGUCAUACUUGGUCAGGUGUUAGAGCAAGGAGCGAGGACAAGAUUAAACACAAUAGCUGUAGCCAAGCCAGAAAAAGCCCAAAUGAUAGAAAAUUUAAUUAUUCAAAUGGCAAGGUCUGGUCAGUUGCAGGGUCAAAAGCUGUCUGAAGAACGGCUCAAAGAUUUGUUGGAGCAAGUGAGUAAUUCAACACAGAAGAAGACAACUGUCAAGUUUGAUCGUCGUAGAGCACACAUGGAUGAUUCUGACGAGGAUUACUAGCCCCUGGUGUGAUACUGUAACUUGUGUGCCUCUGUCCUGGGAGUGAUGCCAUGGUGUCUGAACACAAGCACCUGAAUACAAGUUUUGGCUUGCUAGUGUUGCAUGGGAACAUUUGUAGCACCGCCUGCAUGGUUUUUGUUUGUAAAAUAAUUUUAGCCCUUUGUUUUAGAGGGAAAAAUUCUUUACUAGAAAAAAAAAUCAUAGCAUAUUGCUAUGAAUUACUUCCUUCUUUUUUAUAGUUGUUUUCUUUAAAGUGUUUUUUUUUUUUACAUAUUUGUUUAUGCCUAAAAAAUUCUUUUUAAAAAUUCUUUUUUUCUGAGGGUCCUAUUUUUAACUUAGUUUGAACUGUAAGACAUAAACAUGAACCACACUAAAUUUAAUAUAAAGCUUGUAAUUACAAAACAGUAUUUAAACAGUUUUGUUUGGUACAAAAGCUAAAGUUAUUGAUAAUGCAUUACAGAACAAUGAUGUUUGUUUGCAAUCAAUGGUGGUUGAAGAUGUAGAUUUGUCCCCUGGUCAAAUGGUUUAGGUUAUAAUAACAUUUGUUCUCACAUGUAAAUUUUCAUAAUCUUGUCAGGUAUAAAAUUCAUCGGUCAAGUAACUUAAGUGUUUAUCGCAUAAGCACGGUAACUGUUUUGCUUAUGGUAUAAGUACAGUAACUAUGUUGCUAAUG
Molecule: messenger RNA, 1091 nt
Organism: Physella acuta
Lineage: Eukaryota; Metazoa; Mollusca; Gastropoda; Physidae
Product: programmed cell death protein 5-like
Cellular component (GO): nucleus; cytosol
Molecular function (GO): DNA binding
Source: RefSeq, a predicted model, not a curated record